Molecule: messenger RNA, 4167 nt
Organism: Stylophora pistillata
Lineage: Eukaryota; Metazoa; Cnidaria; Anthozoa; Scleractinia; Pocilloporidae
Product: alpha-aminoadipic semialdehyde synthase, mitochondrial
Cellular component (GO): cytoplasm
Molecular function (GO): saccharopine dehydrogenase activity
Source: RefSeq, a predicted model, not a curated record
CAAUAGAGCAUUUUGAUCGGUUGAUUUUAGUUAUUGGCCCUCUGACUGCCCGAGUCGUGUAAUAAUUGUCAAUAUUGGACUCUGUAAUCGUGAAAGAACCUACUAAAAAUGAACUUCAUAUUCCAGAUGCAGGUUAGAGUCUGUUGUACCUGUCAUGACGGUCAGGCUUCCUUCACAUUGUUGUGUCCGAUCCGUACGCAAAGAAAUCACUCCUGGAUUAAAACGGCAGACAGAAAGAAACUUCAAUGUCACUCGAAAUUAAAACUAGAAAAAAACUAGUAUUCAAAACAGGAUCUCAUUCUUCGUAAGGUAAUUUGUUACCUUUGCAACGAAACUCUUUCAUCCUAUCUGGGAAUUACGUCACUUCGCUUACGUAAGAGACAUGUUCAGAAUUUAUCGAUCUUCCGCCUUACAAUGACUUCCUUUGCCUCCCCUCCCUAAGAAAAGCAUGCCAUUGAAUUGUCCUACCCGCGUACACGCAUAAGCGGUAAAAACACUACAUCUAUUCAUUGCGGGAUUUCCUUCCAAAAAGUUAAAUAUGUGGAGAGUGAAAGGAUUUAGAACAAAUACCUGUCAAAUCUUGUCGCGUAAUUUGUUGCCUUUACAACGAAAAACUUCGACAACCGAUCAUGGAGAGCGAGUUAUGGCGAUUAGGAGAGAAGACAUUAAUGUGUGGGAGAGACGAGCGCCCAUUGCCCCUUCUCACGUCGCGGAACUUGUACAUAAAGGAAUCAAAGUUCUUGUGCAGCCUUCGACAAGACGAGCAUACACGAUGGAUGAAUAUGAGCGAGCAGGAGCAGUUAUAACAGAAGAUCUAACUCCGGCCUCGCUGAUUAUCGGCGUGAAAGCUGUCCCCAUUGACUUGUUAAUUCCAAACAAGACUUACGCGUUCUUCUCUCAUACGAUCAAGGCGCAAGAAGCCAAUAUGCCACUGCUGGAUGCAGUGCUUGAAAAGAACAUCAGGAUAGUUGACUACGAAAAGAUGGUGGAUAGCAAAGGACAACGGGUGUGUGCUUUUGGCAAGUUCGCCGGUGUUGGAGGUAUGAUAAAUAUUCUACAUGGUCUUGGGUUAAGGCUCCUUGCCCUUGGACAUCACACACCUUUCAUGUAUCUAGGGGCAACUCAUAACUACAAGAACAGCAGAGCAGCAAAACUUGCCAUCUAUGAACUUGGAGAGGACAUCAAAGCUGGUAAAUUACCAGCUCAUUUUGGUCCUUUGUCAUUUGUGUUUACUGGCUCAGGAAAUGUGUCACAGGGUGCCCAAGAAAUGUUUCAGGAACUUCCACAUAUUUAUGUUGAACCACAUGAGCUGAGAAAAGCUAUACAAAGCACUGACCACAGGAAGUUGAUUGGAACAGUUGUAAGCCGCGAAGAUUACCUCGUACCCAAGGCUGGUGGAGUGUUUGAUGCAGAGGAAUAUGAUGCUCAUCCAGAAAGAUACAGAUCAACAUUUGCAGAAAAGGUUGCUCCUUACAUGUCUGUAUUAGUAAAUGGAACCUACUGGGCCCCCAGUGUGCCACGCCUUCUGACCUACGAUGAUGCAAGAAAUAUUCUUAAGACAAUGCAGAGGUCGAGUGCAUAUGAUGGCUGUCCAAGUCUGCCUCACAGAUUGUUGGCAAUCUGUGAUAUCUCAGCUGAUAAUGAAGUUGCUCCUUACAUGUCUGUAUUAGUAAAUGGAACCUACUGGGCCCCCAGUGUGCCACGCCUUCUGACCUACGAUGAUGCAAGAAAUAUUCUUAAGACAAUGCAGAGGUCGAGUGCAUAUGAUGGCUGUCCAAGUCUGCCUCACAGAUUGUUGGCAAUCUGUGAUAUCUCAGCUGAUAAUGAAGGCUCUCUGGAAUUCAUGACAGAAUGUACAACAAUUGAGUAUCCAUUCCAUUUGUACAACAUCAAGACAGGAACCUCACAAAUUGGAAUGGCUGGAGAUGGAGUUCUUAUUUGCUCAAUUGACAAUCUACCUGCUCAGCUGCCAAGAGAGGCCACUGAUUAUUUUGGAAAACUCCUGCUCCCUUGGCUACAAGAAAUGAUUGAUUCUCAUGCCACUGACCCCUUUGAAGAGCAGCGUCACUUGUCUGACACAGUUAGAAAUGCAAUCAUCACUUCUAAUGGAUCAUUAACAGAAACCUACAAAUACAUAGCAGGCUUAAGGAAAAGCCAAGAAGAAGCAAAAGCCAGAGCAUUAGGACCAAAUGUCUCUGUGCCAAUCAAGCAGAGAGUAUUGUUGCUUGGCUCUGGGUUCACUGUGGCUCCCUGUAUUGAAUAUCUUACCAGAGAUAAAAGCCUUGCAGUCACUGUUGCAUCAGACAAAAUCAGAGAAGCAGAUGCACUAGCUGCUAUGUACAGAAACACCACUCCAACCCUCCUUGAUGUCACACAAUCGGACGAAAAGUUAAACAAAUUGAUCCAGCAACAUGAUGUUGUGAUUAGUUUGCUUCCCUUCUCUUUGCAUCACUUUGUUGCCAAGAGUUGCAUCACUCAUAAAAAGAACUUAUUAACAGCCAGUUAUGUACUGCCACCAAUUGCAGAGCUACACCAGAGAAAUUAUGGUCCAUUAUUGGGAAAAAAUGUCUUAUUUGCUCUUAUGUUUUACAGAGGUUUAAAUUGGUGUGUGCGCUUGUUUCAAUUUAGUUGGAGUCCACGAGCUGGUCUGCUGAGUAUCAUGAACAGCGCUAAAUAUCUUUGGUAUGGAAAGAGUGUUGAAGUUCCAGCGGGAGGGGCUCUUCUGGAAGAGAUAAAACCAACAGACAUAUUCCCUGGCUAUAGACUGGAGUGUUAUCCCAACAGAGAUUCAACUAAAUAUGGCAAACUAUAUGACAUCGCCACGGCCAACACAAUACUCAGAGGAACACUGCGCUAUGAGGGAUAUUCCACCGCUUGUUUAGCUUUGUACCAGCUUGGAAUGUACAGUACGAUAGAACGACCAGACCUUGCUCUGGCUCAUGAACUACCCUGGAAACAAGUCUUGGCAAAACUUGUGGGUAAACCAGACGCAAGCGACUCUGAGCUUCAUUCUGUUGUCUUUGAGAAAGUUGGAAAGGAUCCUGCUCGUAUGCAGGCGAUCAAAGAUUCGUCACUAAAAGAGGGAGAGAGAGACAUGGUGUUCCUUCAACAUGACAUAGGUGUGGACUUGCCGGAUAAAACACAGCAAAACCGUCGAAUUGACAUGAUUUGUCAUGGUGAUCCGAAUGGUCACUCAGCCAUGGCGCGAACUGUUGGACUUCCGGUAGCCAUAGCAACUAAGAUGGUGUUGGACGGGGACUUAAAAGCCACAGGCGUUGUUCUUCCUCUCAGCCGGGAAAUUUACAAACCACUACUAAAGCGACUCAAAGCAGAGGGAAUUCACAGCGAAAUGACCACAACUGUACUGUAAGAUGACAUUUAAUCACCACACAACUCAAUCGAUUUGUGUAUUGGCCUUGGUAAAAGUCCGGGUUUUUUAAUACUGUAUUUGUUCGUUUUGUCUCGGUUUUGAUCCUAUUUUUCUGUUGGUGCUUCUAUUUCUAGGGGAGUUAAUCCUCUUAGACUGACAUUCGCUGAAAUGCUGAAUAUUAAUUUUAUCACGUCUAAUACUUCCCAGUCUACUGCAAACUUAAAACAUACAACAUACAUAUCGACUGAAUUAAUUUGUAUUUUGCUCCCAUCCUCUAUGAUAAGUUGAGGCUUAAAUUUGCUCAACGAAGAAAAGUUACAUGUUGCCAAUCAUGCAUGUGUAUUUUAUAAGACGAAAUUAUCCACUACCCAUAUUUAUUCAAUUGAAGUGCAUUUAAUGCAUCUUGUAUAUUUCUGGUGUAUUUCAUUAACUGGUACUUUCUGGUGUAUCUUUUUUUAAAGCUUUUUGAGCUUAAAAUGUUUAUAAAGGAAUUAUUUAUGUAUUUUCUAAACCUAAGAGAAAAGGUUGGGUUAAAAACCCCAACGCAUGUUGAACUGAGUGAGUUACUCUCGGUGGAGGAGAGAAGAAUGUUUAAAAUUCUUAUUUCAUGACAUGCAAAUUUAAAAUUAACAUUCUAAAUGUAUUCCUGGAACACACGUGUGUUAAUAUUAUUAUAAGUGCUACACUCAUCUACUUGCAAUAUUUGUACCGGAUUUCCACUGGACAUCCACUUCUGCAGGACUCGGAAUGAAUUUGGUGUAAUUACAAUUAAAUAAAGUUGGAUAAUUUUGUGUAUA